CAUGCUGAGACGCCACGAUCCGGUGUGACUGCAGCUCUGCGGCUGGGACGGGGACCCUCCCCCCCCCCCCCCCCCCCCCCCCUCAACCGGGAGCUGGGGGACAACGGGGGGGACGGUGGCGGAGGAGCAGUGGCGGAGGAUGAUGCUGGUGGCUGGAGGAUGGAGGAGGCGGUGGUGAAGCAGGGCGUGCUUCACCUCCAGCUGCAGCAGACCUUCGGGAAGAAAUGGAGGAAGUUCUGGGGUGUCUUGUACCGGGAAAGCUCCUGCUCCACCGCCCGCCUGGAGCUUUUCGAGGGCUCGGCGCCGCCGGCCGCCGAGAAGCUGCGGAAAGGCGAAGGCAGCAAGCGGCUGGUCAAGCUGAGCGACUGCGUGCACGUAGCGGAGGCGAGUGGCGAUGCCGGCUGCCCCAAGGACACCGUCCCCUUCCUGCUGGAGACCACCGACAAGCGGUACCUCCUGGCCGCUGACGGCACCGAGGUGGCCGACUGGAUCCAGAAGCUGUGUGAGCUGGCCUUCCCGAGGAGGAGGGAGGAGCAGGCUGCAGGCAAGGAUGGCCGGCAGAACUCACUGGGCACUGACGGUGAGUUCUCCAUGGAGGAAAACUCCCUCUACAGCUCCCGGGACAAAGCCGGCUUGGAGCAGACGUUCGAGGUGACGGUGAGGGCCACCGAGUCCUCCGAGCGCUGCCGGCUCUGGGGCCGGUGCAUCCUGCGAGCUGGAGAGGAGGCGCUGGAGCUGCGGGAUUUCCAGUCCUUGGAGAUCCUCUACAGCUGGCCUUACCGCUUCCUGCGGCGCUUCGGGCGUGACAAGGUGACCUUCUCCUUUGAGGCUGGCCGGCGCUGCGCAUCCGGAGAAGGCAACUUUGAGUUUGAGACCAGGCAAGGCAACGAGAUCUUCCAGGUGAUCGAGUCGGCCAUCACCUGCAUCGUGGCCGUGGGGGCCGAGGAGCCGCGACGAGGUGGCCCCGGGGACGAUGUCUCCCGGCCACUCGGCCAUGCCAAGAUGCCCAGCUGGGCGCAGGGGCAGGAGGAGCCCGGUGGCACCAAGGGCCCCUCGCUGGAGCCCACCUGGGAGGGGAAGGUGCCGAAAGCUAAGCUGGUGAUGCCCCCCAGCAGCAGCCCCGGCACUGGGGAGCCGUUGGGUGCCUUCCUGCCCUCCCACGGUGCCGAAUGCCCCUAUACCGAGCCCUGCAACUCCCUUCGCUGGGGGAACCCCCCCGUGACGGAGAAGGGCCGGAGGCAGAAUGCUCCGGCCAAAGCGGCCACCGACUCCGAGUACGCCAUCCCCUUCGACACCAUCGCCAAGACCUUCGUGGCUCGCAAGUUCAGCAACCUGGCCCAUUGCCCCAAGGAGGUCCCCGACCCCUUCUACGACAGCAUCAAGGAGGUAGGGGGGCAAGUGGGCAAGCAGUCCCCGCCGCCCCCUGCCGCCACCAAGCCCGACCACAUCUACGACGAGCCCGAGGGUCUGUCCACCCACACUGUCUACGACGAGCCCGAGGAGGUGAAGGGGGAGGCGUGGAGGCUGCAGGCGGCCCCGGAGGACCCCUCCGGGCACGAGUACCCCUACAACCCGCAGCGGGAUGACUAUGCGGUCCCCAAGAGACCCGUCCCUCUCCGGCAGCCCUUCCUGCUGCAGGGCAAGGAGUGGCUGGGGGACACCGAGUAUGACAAUGUGGCCCUCAAGUUCGCAAAGAGGAGGAACCUGCAGUGAGCACGAUGGGGAAGGAGAGGAGGAGAGGACCUCCCCCCCCCCCCCCCCCCCCCCAACCUUCCCAUCCCGCAGCUCCCCGCUACUCCCCAGCCCGGCAGAGCUGAGACCCCCCGCAGCUCAGCGCACCCAUGGCUGAGCAUCCCCCACCCCUCUCCCCUUCCCGGAGCGGCGGGGCACAUCUGGCCAGCUUUGUGGAGCACAUCUGGCCAGCUGCGAGACCGACAGCCGGGAUGUGCCCGCUGGAGGGCACUGUCCGCCCGCCGUACGGGCAGGGCAGGGGGACACCCCCACAAACACACACACCCCCACACCCCCCCGCAGCCUCUCCACUUGCACCCCGCGGCUUCGGGGCCAGCGCCGUGCACCCCGCUCCUCCGGACCGGACCCCAAACCCCCAGCCCCUCUCACCCAGGAGAAGCUCAGGACCCCCUGCUCUGCGUGCUGCGGCCCCCCCCCCCCCCGGCACACCCCCAGGGAUGCACAGCCCAUUGCACGAACACAGCUGGCUGAUGCACACCCCCAGGGAUGUGCACCCCCUACCAUGAAUACAGCCGGACGAUGCGCACCCCCAGGGACGCACAGCCCACCCCUCGCAGCACAGCUCAUGCAGCAAACACACCCCUCCUGCACCUCUCUUCACCCCCCCCCCCCCCCCCCAGCCCCUGCCCAGGCACCCGGGGGGCCGUGGCCGUGGCCGGGCACCGUGCCUGGCCGAAGGUCACACCACAUCCUCGCUCAGCAAGGACAGUGGCAUAAAUUUCUACAGUCUCAGCCACGUUUUUAUUUUUAAUUCUUUUUUUUUUUUUUUUUUUUAAUAAAACCACUCUCUAGCUCCUCUGAAUUAUAGAUGAAAUACUCAGCUUUAUUGUCAUGGUGAUUUUAGUGGCUGGAUCCUCUUCUCCCAGUACAGUGAGACCAGUACACGGCCUGGCACAGCCUGACUUGCUCUGGGUCAGCCCUCUCCUCCUCCUCCUCCUCCUCUUCCUCCUCCCGGCCACCUCCAGCCCUGCACAGCCCUUGUUAGGGGACAUCCAGCCCCUCAGCCGGGCAUGGUGAGAGGCACCGGCCCCAAUCCCCCAUCGGCUGAUGGUCCCCCAGCACAGACUGGUCUCCGUUGGUGCCCAUCACCCUGCCCAGGCCAUCCCCGGUGCACACCAGCUCCAUCACUGCGACGGAGGGACCCUGGGAGCCGCUGCUGGCCCCCCACCACCCCAGCAGGUCUUCCACCAAAGGCAAAGAAAAAGCAUGAAUUAUUUAUAAUCUCUUUCAAUCAAAUAAAUGCUUAGGUGCUUGAGUUAA
Molecule: messenger RNA, 3012 nt
Organism: Tyto alba (common barn owl)
Lineage: Eukaryota; Metazoa; Chordata; Aves; Strigiformes; Tytonidae
Gene: DOK2
Product: docking protein 2
Biological process (GO): positive regulation of MAPK cascade; cell surface receptor protein tyrosine kinase signaling pathway
Cellular component (GO): cytoplasm
Source: RefSeq, a predicted model, not a curated record